AUGGGAUUCACUGCUGUUGUGGGAGACAACGGGGUCUACCCAGAGUCAAGGGUGCUUAUAAUAAUCACCGGCGGCACGAUAUGCAUGCAACCUUUACCAGAUGGCUCAGGACUUGCUCCAGUAGAUGGAUUUCUUGAGAAUGCUAUGGCCCCAAGGCCAUCAUUCAAUGAUAGGUCUGAGAAAGUCAAGCUCUCAGCCAUCAAAGAUGGCGAGAAGGUCCUCCUUGAUAGUCUGAGAACACCACCCAGCUCUUAUUCGCGGCACGUCCGCUAUAGCGCACUUGAGUUCUCACCACUUCUCGACUCGUCGAGUAUCAGCUCAGAUGGCUGGACGCAGAUCGCAACCACGAUCAAGGCCAACUACCACCUCUAUGACGGUUUUGUGGUGCUUCACGGAACCGAUUCCCUGGCAUACAGUGCCUCGGCUCUAUCAUUUAUGAUGGAGGACCUUGGAAAGCCUGUUAUUCUUACGGGAUCUCAGGCCUCGAUCUUUGCGCUUCAGUCGGAUGCUGUGGACAACCUCCUGGGCUCCCUGAUCAUCGCAGGGACCUUUGUGAUCCCGGAAGUAUGUCUCUUCUUCCACCACACCCUCUUCCGCGGAAACAGGACCACCAAGGUGUCGGCCUCACAGUUCCAAGCUUUCGACAGCCCGAAUUGCGCACCUUUGGCGAAGGUUACCAGCAUCGGCGUCGAUGUGAACUGGGCCCUUAUCGAGAGGACGACGAAGAUUGCACAGUUCCAGGUCACACCGUACCUGGACACCACGCACGUAGCCUGUGUGCGGAUCUUCCCUGGUAUCAAGCCCGAGAUGGUCGAUUUCGUCCUGCGGGUGCCAGACCUCAAAGGCCUGAUUCUCGAGACAUUCGGCAUGGGUAACGCACCUGCGGGCUUGGACGGUAGCCUGACCAAGGCCAUCCGCUCCGCGGUCGAGCGAGGCAUCAUCGUGAUCAACGUCUCCCAGUGCACCAACGGCUUUGUGUCGCCGCUCUACGCACCGGGCUAUGCCCUCGGCAAGGCUGGCGUCGUGUUCGGUCAGGACCUCACGACGGAGGCCGCGCUGACAAAGCUCUCCUACCUUCUCGCCCUCAACAUUGAGCCUGCGGAGGUGGCGGCACGCAUGUCGAAGUCGCUGCGUGGUGAGCUGACCGAGCUGGCCACGCCCGCGUUCGCGCACCCCGCCGGCCCCGAGGACCUCAGCAGCGCGCUGUCCGGGGCCGAGGCGGCGUUCACGCUGCUGGGCUACGCGAUCGCCAAGGGCAACCUGCAGGCCGUCAAGGACCUGCUCGAGGGCGACCAGGUCGGGCACCAGCUCCUGAAGCGCGCCGACUACGCCGGCAACACGGCCAUGCACCUCGCCGCCGUGGGUCCGAACAAGGACAUCCUGAAGGAGCUGCUGCUGCGCGGUGCCAGCGUGCACGAGCGGAACAGGGCGAACAACACCCCGCUGUUCCUCGCGGUCAAGAUGGGCAAGCAGGACUUCGUGGACCUGUUGGAAGUUGCUGGCGCCAUGUUGUGGGAGGAGGAGAAGAAGGAGACUGCGGCUAAGAACUAA
This is a messenger RNA of Neoarthrinium moseri, 1551 nucleotides long. RefSeq lists its product as uncharacterized. The coding region runs from base 1 to 1551 and encodes 516 amino acids. The record is from RefSeq and is a predicted model, not a curated record. NCBI's taxonomy places the organism in Eukaryota, Fungi, Ascomycota, Sordariomycetes, Amphisphaeriales, Apiosporaceae. The transcript is spliced from 3 exons. Gene Ontology annotation, molecular function: protein binding; asparaginase activity.